UGGCUGAAAACCUCUGUUAUUAAGGGGAUUAAGAACCAGUUGAUAGAGCAGUUUCCGGGCAUCGAGCCGGGGCUCAACCAGAUCCUGCCCAAGAAAGACCCGGUGAAGAUCAUGCGCUGCCACGAGCACAUCGAGAUCCUGACGGUCAAUGGGGAGCUGCUGUUCUUCAGGCAGCGCGAAGGGCCUUUCUACCCGACGCUGCGGCUGCUGCAUAAGUUCCCCUUCAUCCUGCCGCACCAGCAGGUGGACAAGGGCGCCAUCAAGUUUGUGCUCAGCGGGGCCAACAUCAUGUGCCCCGGCCUGACGUCCCCGGGCGCGCAGCUGUACCCCGCCGCAGCUACUAUGGGGGGUGACAUCGAGAACCAGGACAGAAGAAGCCAGAGCUCGUUAAUCGGGGUGAAUAAACUUGGGCUGAGGCUUGAUGACAAGCACAACGUCCGGCACAAGGCGCUCAACAGAUUUUACUUUAACUGA
Molecule: messenger RNA, 474 nt
Organism: Enhydra lutris kenyoni (northern sea otter)
Lineage: Eukaryota; Metazoa; Chordata; Mammalia; Carnivora; Mustelidae
Product: malignant T-cell-amplified sequence 1-like
Exons: 3
Biological process (GO): formation of translation preinitiation complex
Molecular function (GO): RNA binding
Source: RefSeq, a predicted model, not a curated record